AUGGCGGCGACUUCAGCCCUCUGGAUCUUCCUGCUCUUGGUGGUGUUCGCCUUGUCGACGGAAGCGUCGUCGGCUGCAGGUAGCAGCUGGUGCGUGUGCAAGCCAGAGCUGCCGGCGGCGGCGCUGCAGAAGACGCUGGACUGCGCCCCGCUGCUCCCCGGCGGGCAGUGCCACUCCGGCACGGACACGGUGGCGACGCGCUGCUCCUACGCCGCCAACAGCUACUACCACAACGCCAAGGCCAACGGCGGCGGCGCCACCUGCGACUUCGGCGGCACCGCCACCCUCACCUCCACAGACCCCAGCUCCGGUACUUGCCGAUACCCUGCAACAGCUGCUUCUGCAUCUUCCCAGGCUGGUGCCCCGCGGGAGCUGUGGCCGUUCCUCUUGGCGAUCGUCGUCAUCUUUGUUUCUCUGUGCUGCUGUGUGGAGAUGCACGAGCAACGGCGCAAUACCUGCCGGCACUGA
Triticum dicoccoides is the source of this 468-nucleotide messenger RNA. Its product is annotated as PLASMODESMATA CALLOSE-BINDING PROTEIN 2-like. NCBI's taxonomy places the organism in Eukaryota, Viridiplantae, Streptophyta, Magnoliopsida, Poales, Poaceae. Bases 1 to 468 code for a protein of 155 amino acids. The record is from RefSeq and is a predicted model, not a curated record. The transcript has 2 exons.